Danio aesculapii is the source of this 1280-nucleotide messenger RNA. RefSeq names its product heterogeneous nuclear ribonucleoprotein L-like. Bases 27 to 1280 code for a protein of 417 amino acids. Gene Ontology annotation, molecular function: mRNA binding. NCBI's taxonomy places the organism in Eukaryota, Metazoa, Chordata, Actinopteri, Cypriniformes, Danionidae. Gene Ontology annotation, biological process: regulation of RNA splicing; mRNA processing. Gene Ontology annotation, cellular component: nucleus. The record is from RefSeq and is a predicted model, not a curated record. The transcript is spliced from 11 exons.
UUUUAGAUCACUUCAUUUGAGACAACAUGGCUGCUGCUGCAGGCCAUUAUUACGGCGACGGAGGCAGAGCAACAAAAAGACAAAAAACAGAUAGUGACGGAAUGGACACGGAGGGUUAUAAUGACCCGCACAAGACCUUGCCCUCGCUUGUAGUGCAUGUGAGGGGGCUCAUUGACGGCAUUACCGAGGCUGACCUAGUGGAGGCGCUGCAGGAGUUUGGCACUAUCAGUUACGUUGUGUUGAUGCCAAAGAAACGUCAGGCUCUGGUGGAGUUUGAGGACAUGAACGGUGCCAGUAAUGCAGUGACUUACGCUAACAAUAAUCAGAUCUACAUUGCUGGCCGGCCAUCCUACAUCAAUUACUCCACCAGUCAGAAAAUCUCUCGGCCCACUGAUUCCGAUGAUACACGGAGCGUCAACAAUGUGCUUCUCCUCACCAUCAUGAACCCCAUCUACCCCAUUACCACGGAUGUUCUGUACACCAUUUGUAAUAAUUGUGGACCCGUGCAAAGGAUUGUGAUUUUCAGGAAGAAUGGAGUUCAAGCCAUGGUCGAAUUUGACUCGGUCCAGAGUGCGCAGAGGGCCAAAGCGUCUCUAAAUGGAGCAGACAUCUACUCUGGCUGCUGCACCCUGAAAAUUGAGUAUGCCAAGCCAACACGUCUCAAUGUCUUCAAAAAUGAUCAGGAUACUUGGGACUACACCAACCCCAAUCUCAGUGGCCAAGAUGCCGACGCAGACGGCAAUUGGAACAAUUCACAAGAUCCUAAUGCUAACCCGAACAAGCGGCAGAGGCAGCCUGCUCUCCUGGGGGAUCAUCCACCUGAAUAUGGUGGUCCUCAGGGUGGCUACGGUCACUAUGAUGACACCUAUGGACCACCACCUCCACCCCCUCAUUAUGAGGGCCGGCGUAUGGGGCCUCCAAUUGGUCGUGGUCGUGGUGUACCCCGCUACGGUGGGGCACAGUAUGGACACGGGCCGCCUCCCCCGGACUACAAUGCCCAUGCUGAUUCUCCUGUGGUCAUGGUGUACGGCCUGGACCCCGUCAAGAUCAAUGCAGACAGAGUCUUCAACAUAUUCUGUCUGUACGGCAAUGUGGAAAGGGUGAAAUUUAUGAAGAGUAAACCAGGCGCUGCGAUGGUGGAGAUGGGAGACUGUUAUGCAGUGGAUCGAGCCAUUUCUCACCUUAACAACACCAUGCUCUUUGGACAAAAACUCAAUGUUUGCUGUGGAGAGAGCCUCAAGUGGGAUUAUGCUGCAGUCUGCGAGCAGCCAUUGAUUUAA